AUGUGCACAGUCCACGUCCUCAAGUGCCCACACUGUCUCUCGUGUGAGCCAAUCCGCCAGGUAUGCGAGCUAACACUUCCUCAUGGUAUUUGCCAACGUAAUCAAACGAAUCUUGUCACUACACAUCGCCUGGACAACGGUUGCAACAACUGUCGCGAGCGGCCAGGUUCUUAUUGCAGUGGUGGCUACGUUGUCGAGAUGCCUAGCCUUCCACGGAGGUGGUCACGAAAAUAUGGUCACGACUGA
Colletotrichum abscissum is the source of this 246-nucleotide messenger RNA. RefSeq lists its product as uncharacterized. The transcript is spliced from 2 exons. The record is from RefSeq and is a predicted model, not a curated record. Lineage: Eukaryota; Fungi; Ascomycota; Sordariomycetes; Glomerellales; Glomerellaceae. Bases 1 to 246 code for a protein of 81 amino acids.